AUGGCUAAAGAGCUGAAAAUUUCGCAAAAUUCAAUGCAACGACUGUUGAAAAAUGAGCUAAAGGUCAAGCCUAACAAGUUCCAAAAAGGACACAAUCUUACACCGCAGCAAAAAAAAGUUAGACUCGAAAGAGCGAAGGAGUUGUUACACUUGCACGAACGUGGCGAAUUUCCGAACAUUGUGUUUUCUGAUGAGAAGAAUUUCCCUAUUGAGCAAUUCAUAAACUCUCAAAAUGACCGUGUUUACUUGACCGAACGCACGUACGAGAAUUUAAGCCUACGAAUGGCCACCCGAAGUAAUUUCCCAUCGCAAGUGAUGGUAUGGGCUGCCGUGACCGCUGAUGGGCGCUCUCCAGUCUUUUCAUCGAGCCUGGUGGUAAAGGCGACUUAUUAUCGUGAAAAUAUUUUGGAAGGUGCUCGUAGAGUCAUGGGCACGUAA
Messenger RNA from Bactrocera tryoni, 438 nucleotides. RefSeq lists its product as uncharacterized. The transcript has a single exon. Lineage: Eukaryota; Metazoa; Arthropoda; Insecta; Diptera; Tephritidae. Gene Ontology annotation, molecular function: nucleic acid binding. The record is from RefSeq and is a predicted model, not a curated record. Bases 1 to 438 code for a protein of 145 amino acids.